Molecule: messenger RNA, 3614 nt
Organism: Paramormyrops kingsleyae
Lineage: Eukaryota; Metazoa; Chordata; Actinopteri; Osteoglossiformes; Mormyridae
Product: E3 ubiquitin-protein ligase UHRF2-like
Biological process (GO): protein ubiquitination; negative regulation of gene expression via chromosomal CpG island methylation
Molecular function (GO): ubiquitin protein ligase activity; protein binding
Source: RefSeq, a predicted model, not a curated record
AUCCUCUCUUUCCCUCCCCCCCACCCCUUACACACACACACACACACACACACACACCCCCUGCGACCGCCGAAGUGCUCGCCUGUUUUCGGCCGUCGAGGGGCACGAUGUGGAUCCAGGUUCGGACCAUAGACGGGAAGGAGACGCGCACCGUGGACGAUCUUUCCAGACUGACUAAAAUCGAGAGUCUGAGGCUGAAGAUCCAGGAGAUAUUCCGUGUCAGCCCGGAGAAGCAGAGAUUGUUUUACAGGGGGAAGCAGAUGGAAGAUGGCCAGACCCUGUUCGACUACAACGUGGGUCUGAACGACAUUGUGCAGCUGCUUAUCCGGCCUCGGAAUGACACCACCGCCGGGCCGGCCCUUCAGGAUGGGGGCGCUGUGGAGUCUGGGGUGGCACUGGCAGCUGGAGCAGCUCCUGUCGGGACAAACAGUGACAGCAAUGGGGCUCGGCGUCCAAUGGACUGUCAGCCGUCAACAUCUGGCAACGUGACCCUCACUGAAGCACAUUUUGGUACCUACAAGAUACACGAACUGGUGGACUGCAAAGACAUCAGCAUCGGCGCCUGGUUCGAGGCCACCGUCGAGAAGGUGACCCGUGGGCCCAGAGGGCAAAAUGGCAGCGCCGGGAUGUUGGGGAAGAGCGAGCAGCUGGGCAAAAGGACUAACGGCAGGCCUGAGGCCGAGCGCGGCCGGGCCGCCCUGGACAGUAACGGGAACCCGGUGGUGAACAUGGGCGCUGGGCCCUCCACCUCGGGCUGGCCGGCCGGCGAGGAAGCAACCACCUAUCACAUCCGAUACGACGACUACCCGGAAAAUGGAGUCGUGGAAAUGUGCGCGAAAUACGUCCGGCCCCGUGCUCGGACCCUGCUCAAAUGGGAUCAGCUGAAGCUGGGCCAGGUCGUCAUGGUGAACUACAACAUUGACGUCCCUGAGGAGAGGGGCUUCUGGUUCGAUGCUGAGAUCACGGCUCUAAAUGAAAUCUCCAGGACUAAGAAGGAGGUCCGGGCAAAACUCCUGCUGCGGGACUGCGAUGAUGUCCUGUGCGACUGCAAGAUCAUCCUUCUGGAUGAGAUUUACAAGAUUGAGAGAGCCGGCGCGCCCCCCCUAUCGGCGGCUGAGGGGCCUUUCAAACGGAAGACCGGGCCAGAAUGUAAGCACUGUAAGGCUGACCCAGAGCUGGAGUGCCGCUUCUGCUCAUGCUGUGUGUGCGGCGGCAAGCAGGACGCUCACAUGCAGCUGCUGUGUGACGAAUGCAACAUGGCCUUCCACAUCUACUGCCUGACCCCUCCGCUGGCCACCGUCCCCGACGACGAGGACUGGUACUGCCCAACAUGCAAGAAUGACACCAGCGAGGUGGUGAAGGCCGGGGAGAAGUUGAAGGCCAGCAAGAAGAGGGCCAAGAUGCCAUCAGCACACACUGAGAGCCAGAGAGACUGGGGGAAGGGAAUGGCCUGUGUGGGGCGCACUAAGGAAUGCACCAUCGUCCCAUCCAACCACUACGGGCCCAUACCAGGUGUGCCUGUGGGAACCACAUGGAAGUUUCGAGUGCAGGUGAGUGAGGCUGGGGUCCACAGGCCCCACGUGGGCGGCAUCCAUGGCAGGAGUAACGAUGGCUCCUACUCGCUGGUGCUGGCUGGAGGCUUUGAAGAUGAAGUGGACAGGGGCGACGAGUUCACCUACACGGGGAGCGGGGGGCGCGACCUGUCGGGGAACAAGCGCAUUGGGGAGCACUGCUUUGACCAAACUUUGACCCACUAUAACAGGGCUCUGGCACUCAACUGUGAUGCACCUCUCAAUGACAAGGACGGGGCAGAGUCCAGGAACUGGAGAGCGGGCAAGCCGGUCCGGGUGGUCCGUAGCUCGAAGGGGCGGCGCAUCAGCAAGUAUGCCCCCGAAGAAGGGAACCGGUAUGACGGCAUCUACAAGGUGGUGAAAUACUGGCCUGAGAUUGGUAAAUGUGGCUUCCUGGUUUGGCGGUACCUACUGAGGCGAGACGACGAGGAGCCAGCGCCCUGGACCCCAGAGGGGGCAGAGCGGAUCAAGAAGCUGGGGCUGUCUGUGCAGUAUCCAGAAGGUUACCUGGAGGCCAUGGCCAAUAAGACUAAGAAAGAGGUCCGAAGGGGGACCCGGGGUAGGAGGGGCGGCGGGAGGGGCCGGCCGAGGAAGAACGCCCCAGAGAAGAUCGUACAGGAUAAGCACAAGGUGGCAGCGGAGGUGGACGAAGACAAAGACAAAGACAAAGACAAAGACGUGAGGGAACGCGAGGCCAAGGCAGCGUGCAACAACAGCGUGAAGAAGCGGAAGGAGACCGACCCGGCCCAGAAGCAACCCCCGGUCAAGAGAUCGAAAGCAUGCGAGUCCUUCCAGCUGUCUGAGCAGCAGCUGGCACUGAUCCGUGAGGACACCCCCAACAAGAAGCUGUGGGAUGAGGCUCUGGAUUGCCUUAAAGAGGGGCCGAACUUCCUGCGGAAGGUGGAGCAGAUCUUCAUGUGUGUCUGCUGCCAGGAGCUAGUGUUCCACCCAGUCACCACGCCCUGCGUCCAUAACGUUUGCAAGGCGUGCCUGCAGAGGUCAUUCCGUGCGGAGGUGUACUCCUGCCCUGCGUGCCGGCAUGACCUAGGGAAGGAUUACGUCAUGCUCCUCAACAAGACCCUCCAGGGGCUCCUGGACCAGUUCUUCCCCGGCUACAGCAAGGGCCGAUGAGCUCUCAGGUGCACGUCAAUGAGCGACGCACGCCAACAAACGCACGCACGCACAAGCCCCCAACACCCAGCCAUCUGUAACUGUCCCUGCCCCCCCAUGCCCGGCUCAGUCACCCAUCAGCCAUCGAGGCCGUGAUCACCUAGCCUCAUAACCUGCCCUCCUGCUCCUGAAUGCUACCUGCUGCUCAAAUCGUCUCGUCGGGAGAACGGGGAGAGAGACGAAGCCAGCGCCCUGGGGGGGGAGCCUCAGCACGUAAACCCCCCCCCCCCCCCCAUCGCUCACUGUAGCACCACCACACCUGUAACAGGUGCAAAGGGUCAAAGACACUGACCAACCUCAGGGACCAGGAUGUGGCUAUGGGGAUCAGGAUCUCUUGUUCUUUUGUGACUCACAAAUGUUCCUCAUCGCCUUUUAAAUGUAUGCACAAAACGCUUCCUUUAUCCCUACGACCUUGUGUAUUUAAUCCCAGCCCACGCAGGUCGAGAUCUAUAUAAUGGUUAUUGUCUUUAAAAGUAAAGCAGCUUUUCUUUCCAAACCUGCUCUUAUUGUCACCCCCUGCUGUGGCCGCCUAGUUGCCCUCCCCCAGUGACUGUGCUCCUCUCGCUCUUGCCGCCCCCCCCCCACCAGCCGUAUACGUCACGUGGACGCCUCGUCACUCCAUCAGUCUUGUGCCGUUUUUAUUGCACUUAAAAAAGAAAAAAAAAACCUUGCGUCGAAAUUCCUUUUGCGGUUUGUCGAUUUUAUAUAUUCCGUUGCAUAUUCUGUUUUAAUGGAUCAUUAGGCCCCUUGUGUGUGGUGACCUUUUUUGCCUCCAUAUCACCCCAAGGGCUCGCAUCGCUCUGUGCGAGUCACAAAUUUUAUACAUGGUAUAAUUGAUAUGAAUCUAUUAAAUAUUUUGAUUCCAGAAAAGUA